GGGGAGGGGCUGGUGCUGACUAGUGUAGUACAGCGUGUGUGAAUCUUAUAAAAGCGCACCACUGUAGUACUUCGUGCGAGCAGCGGCGUGAGAUGGACUCGGCGGGACCAAUGCAGAGCCAGCUACGGCAGAAUAACGAGGAGCUGUUGGAUUACCUGAAAGGCCUGGAGAGCUGGGAGGAGGAGAUGAGAGAGAAAGACCAGACUUUGGUCAAGAACCGCUCCAUCCUGAAAGAGAAUCUCCCUCCAGUUCGAAGUUCAGUGAAAGAGUCAAGAAAACCCAAGAAGAAGAAGAAGCAGAAGAAGAGAGAGCCAGUGAAGCCAGCCAGUCGUAUCCACUCUUACGAUUACAAAGCUUGGGACAAAUUUGACGUGGAGAAAGCUUGUGAGGAUGUGGACUAUAAGGUUGGGAGCUCAUCUGGGAGUGAGGUAGAGGAAGAGGAGGGGGAGGAGGAGGUAGUGGGGAAGGGGGGAAGAGGGGACGACGGAGGAGGGAGUGGCAGCUCUGAGGAGGAAGAGAUGGAGAGACAGAGUGCAAUGGCUCUGGCUGAGAAGGAAAAGGGAAAUGUACUGUACAAAGAGGGAGAGUUUGAGGCAGCUGUGGAGUGCUAUAGUAAGGGAAUGAUGCUGGAUCCGCUAUCAGCUGCCCUGCCUGCUAACAGGGCCCUUGCUCUCCUCAAACUAGAGAGGUAUGCAGCGGUGGAGGGAGACUGUAACACAGCUCUGGCUCUGGAAGAUGACUAUGUGAAGGCAUUCCUCAGGAGGGGCGUGGCCAGGAGACAUCUUGGAAAACUCACACAGGCUGUACAUGAUUUUGAGCAAGUUCUAAAGUUGGAGCCAAAGAACAAGCAAGCAGGAGCCGAGCUACAGAUUGCGAAACGAUUGAAAGAGGAGGAGGACCGAAAGAGGUUGACGGCAGAAGGUCACGUCUUCCCUGGGAAGAGACCAGCUCAUCAGAGAUCUAAGAAACCGCUGAAGAGAAUAGCAAUCAGUGACAUAGCUGGAACUAUUGCUGCCACACCCAUUGGCUCAACUGGGUCGUCAACACAGACAUGCACAAACACUAGCGAAGAUGCCAGACUGGGAGGCCACUCUGCCACUUCUGAUGACAUCACCACUGGCUCUCAGAAUAGCACUAUUGCUAGUAGUAUUGGCAGUGCUCAACAGACUAAUACAUCUACCAGUGCUCAACAGACGAAUACAUCUACCAGUGCUCAAGAGACCCACACAUCUACCAGUGUUCAGACUAGCAUGUCUUACAUUGCUGAAACUGACAGUACUUCCACCACUCACCCUAUACCCAGUCCCACGAAGAUUGCUGGUGAAACUGGUGGAGACAGAGUCAUGGUUGACUCGACUUCUGCUCCAACUGAUGGCGAUGAUCACAGGUCUCAGAGUGCAGUUGGAGGAGGUGGUGAUGUUGGUGGUGAUGAUGAGCUCCCUCCGGUGCCAGAGACAACCUUCCAGUUCCAGUCAGACUGGAAAAGACUGAAACACAACUGGCCUCUCCUCAUAUCCUACUUCAAGCAACUGCCUCCAGCCAGGUAUCCAGUCCUGCUGCAGCAGUCGCUGGAGACCACCAUCUUCUCUGACAUCAUCUCCAUCCUCAGGGCCACUCCUGGAUGUGUGGAGGAGCUGACUUGGCUCACGAGAGUGCAGAGAUUCUCAGUGGCUGUCAUGUUCCUCUCAAAGACCGAUAAAAACAAUCUGCAGGGCCUGUUUACAGACCUGGUGACUUGUUGCAGCACUGACUCCAAGAGAAACAGUUUGAAGAAACUUUCACCAAAGUUUGGUGUGAAACUAUAGCACCGUCACAAAAUACAAAACACCACGUAUAAUAAUACAAAUUCAUUAUGCUCCUGCUGCGACAGAAAUCUAUAAAGAGUCAUUGUGAGAUAUCAGCUGCUGAACUCUACUGAACAUAGAGUUCAAUGAUCUCCAAGGCAAUGUCUUCGUUUCCGCGAUCCUCGUCCCCACAUAGCCGAACUUCAAAGUCGUUUCUGAACUCUCUUCCGAGGUCCCUACAGAACCAGGGAGGGUUGUUAAGUUGGCAACAAGAGCUGUUUGGCGGGCAGUUUUCUCCGUCCCAGAGAGGAUCGUCGACGUAUAGGACGCCGUUUGACGCCCACAUGUUUUCUAGACCCGCCUCACAGAAGUAAUUGUCCUCCACAAAUGGAGGGACGACCCCAUUAGUUGGUACGUCCGUUCGGGCACAGGGGCAGGAAUAGAUGGUGUCGCCACCCUCCCCACCUUCUGUCUGUGAUGCAGCAAAAGACCAGAUGUGGGUACGAGGGUAGCCAACAGAUAUGGUGAGCCCGUCCAGGAAAUCAUCAUCGAGAGUUAUUGAGUUAUCUUGCUGGUACUGCCAGAAGGCAUCGGCAGAGCCAUCUUGGUACCCUAUCACUCUACCGCAGACCCUGCUGUAUGGAAGGUGGUAGGUGGGGAAGAAUACGGACUUGCAACCCGCAGCAACCUUCCGUCGACAGAGGCGUUUUCUGGCGUCCGCACCAAGGAACAUUCCCGCCGGGCAGACGUGCGUCGGGUCCGUCAUGUUGAGAUUGGCCACGCGCAUCCAUCCCCGAGCCGCUGCACCGCUGCUGUUUCUGCAGCAGCGAUCUGCCGUCAUGUCGCAGUAGACUCCCACCACGGACCCGGAGCACGUGCGGAUCCAGUAGUCUCCGGACGGAGCGUCCGGCGUCUCUUGCGCGAUGCCCUUGCAGGACUCGGCGGGGUAGCUGGCGCAAAAUCCCGGACGGGAGCACCUACGGCCCGCGAGGGAAGGUAUGACUACGUCUCGGAGGAGAGACCGAAGGUCCUCGUCGGUGGUGGACGAGUUUGCCACGGCCGAACAUUGUCCAGGCAGCCCGUAGAGAACGGUGGGAGGCGAGACUAUGGGUGUACCGAGGGAGGGAUGGAGGAUAAGGCUAAAGGUGAGCAGCAAACAAGACAGUAAAACCGCCAUCUCCCCUGCGCGCUAACGAGUGA
Messenger RNA from Geodia barretti, 2984 nucleotides. The record is from the annotation of a GenBank genome assembly. NCBI's taxonomy places the organism in Eukaryota, Metazoa, Porifera, Demospongiae, Tetractinellida, Geodiidae.